Molecule: messenger RNA, 1103 nt
Organism: Papaver somniferum (opium poppy)
Lineage: Eukaryota; Viridiplantae; Streptophyta; Magnoliopsida; Ranunculales; Papaveraceae
Product: glycine-rich cell wall structural protein 2-like
Exons: 1
Coding region: 214-903 (229 amino acids)
Source: RefSeq, a predicted model, not a curated record
AGUUGCAUUUCCUAGUUUUUGAAUCUGGAUUCUAGAAUGAUCUGAUAUAUAAAGUUAUAUAAACCCUGCCCAUUGCAUUGCUUUUAGUUCAUUCAAACUCAUUUGCACUAAAUAAACACUCUUUAUAGCAGACUUAGUUCUUUACAUUCACCCACACAUCUUCUUGGCUGAAGUUUCUUUGAAUCUUUUUUCUUUCUUGUAAUAUUAUUAGCAAUGGCGGGUUCGAGAUUGAUGGCGGUUGUGUUCAUUGUAUUGCUAUGUAUGGAACUUACUUUUGCUGCAAGAUCAUAUGUUAAGAAUAAAGGUCCAAAUUCUCAUGGUAGUCAUGGUGGUGGAGGUGGUGGUGGAAGUGGGGUAGGAGAUGGUGGUGCAUCAGGUUAUGGUUCUGGUUAUGGAAAAGGUGGUGGGGAAGGUUAUGGAAGAGGUGGAGGUGGGGGAAGUGGAGGUGGUGGUGGUGGUGGUAGUGCGUCAGGGUAUGGUUCUGGUUAUGGAAAAGGAGGUGGGGAAGGUUAUGGUGGUGUUGGUGAAGGAGGGGAGGGUUAUGGAAGUGGUGGAGGUGGAGGAGGAGGUAGUGGGUCUGGAUAUGGAACUGGGGCUUCUGGCAGAGGAUCGGGAUACGGUUCUGGUAGUGGUUACGGGUCAGGUUAUGGGUCUGGAGGAGGAUCCGCUGGUGGUGGCGGUGGAGGAGGAGGCGGUGGUGGAGGUAGUGGAGGAGGUUCCGCAGGUGGAAACGGAAGCGGCUACGGAUCUGGAUAUGGGUCUGGGAGUGGUGGCGGGUCUGGAUAUGGGAAAGGAAGUGGUGGUGGAGGAGGUGGCGGCGGCGGUGGUGGAGGAUCAGGUAGUGGUUCAGGUUAUGGAAGCGGAUCAGGACAUGGUCGUGGGGGACAUCAUGGAUCCCCUUAAAAGACAUUAUAGUAACUAGUUAAUAAGCAGCUAUACUUGAGUUAUUGAGCUUAUUCUUAUUCCAGUGUCGUCUUAUUUUUGUCUCUAAAUUCUCUUUUACUCUCUACAUAUUGUAUUUGAAAUCAAAGCUCAGCUUUCCUUGUACUCAUAUAUGCUUAGUUGCAAUUGGAAUAAAACUCGAUCACAUAUAUUCCACACUA